GCCCCCAAACUUUUCCACACAACACACACACUCGCAUAGACACAACAAUGCACCUUCACCUUUCCACCCCAUAAAGCCUCCCUUGGCACCUCUAUCCCACUAAGGAGUAAAAAGAGGAGAGAAAGGAGGCAGGCAAAGCCAAGGCAAGUGCUUGCUAAGUAGCUAGUGUGAGGAGGUUAGCUAGGCUGGGCAGGGCAGCCCUUAAAAGAAGCAGCUCCCUAACACUUAUGGCACUGGUCAAGAGCCACCACCAAAUGUUGGCCUCUUCCUCCAACUCCUCGUCCUCCCCCUCGGCAUCCCACAAGCGGCAGCCGCCGGCACCUCCGCCUCCUCCGUCCUCGUCCACCUCCUGCCUCGCCGACCAGCCGUCCCCCGCCAAGCGCAAGAGGCGCCCGCCCGGCACACCGGACCCUGAUGCGGAGGUGGUGGCGCUGUCGCCGCGGACGCUGCUGGAGUCGGACCGGUACGUGUGCGAGAUCUGCGGGCAGGGGUUCCAGCGGGAGCAGAACCUGCAGAUGCACCGGCGGCGGCACAAGGUGCCGUGGCGGUUGGUGAAGCGGGCGCCGCCGGGAUCAUCAGGGGAGGACGGUGGUUCUACUGGCGGCGGCGGGGCCGCCGGGGCGCGGAAGCGGGUGUUCGUGUGCCCGGAGCCGAGCUGCCUCCACCACGACCCGGCGCACGCGCUGGGCGACCUGGUGGGCAUCAAGAAGCACUUCCGGCGCAAGCACGGCGGGCGGCGGCAGUGGGUGUGCGCCCGCUGCGCCAAGGGCUACGCCGUGCAGUCCGACUACAAGGCGCACCUCAAGACCUGCGGCACUCGCGGCCACUCCUGCGACUGCGGCCGCGUCUUCUCACGGGUGGAAAGCUUCAUCGAGCACCAGGACGCGUGCAACUCCGGCCGGAUCCGCGGCGAGGUGCUGUCCGUGCCGUCGACGCUCCCGGUCAUCCGUCACGCCGUACCACCGCAUCCGCCUGCUGUGGCGACGGCAGCGCCGCCGCCGGAGCUCCAGCUCCUCCCGGUCUCUACGGCAGCGCCGUUGACCACCGCGGCCGGUCUGUCCACCACCACCUCCACCGCAUCCCAUGAACGCCACGCGACGACGAAGCUGCAGCUCUCCAUCGGCCCCGCCAUCGCGUCCUCCAACGGCGUCGUCGCCUCCAACACAGCGGUGGAGGAGGGGGACGAGCUGAGGCGCGCGAUGGAGGAGAAGGCUGCGGCCGACGCGGCGCGGCAGCGGGCGCGCGACGAGGCCGCGGCGGCGGAGCGCGCGCUGGAGGAGGCGCGCCGCGCACGGCAUCGGGCCCGGGCCGACCUCGAGAAGGCGUGCGCGCUGCGGGACCACGCCGCGCGGCUCCUCGCGCAUAUCACCUGCCACGCGUGCCGGCAGCGCUCGCUCGCCGUGUCCAUGGCCGUCGCGGCGGGCGGCGAGGGCCACGGCGGGCCGGCCGUGGCCUGCGACUCCAUGAGGGGAGGAGGCGUAGGAGCAGGCAUCUAGUGUGCAUGCGUGCACUGCACGACUUGAGUCUGUGCACGUAGUUUCGUAGGCCAUUUCGAUCAGUGAUGCCGUGUCUGGCGAUUAAGAUAGCAAUGCUCUGUACUGCAUGCAGUGACGCGCCCCUUAGCUUUCAGGGUGCUACUUGUUACUUUGGCUCUGGUAAUUAAAGCUAUGGGAUGCCAUGUCAAUCCCAUAAGUUAAUA
Messenger RNA from Phragmites australis (common reed), 1699 nucleotides. RefSeq names its product protein indeterminate-domain 16-like. Gene Ontology annotation, cellular component: nucleus. Gene Ontology annotation, molecular function: DNA-binding transcription factor activity. The transcript is spliced from 3 exons. NCBI's taxonomy places the organism in Eukaryota, Viridiplantae, Streptophyta, Magnoliopsida, Poales, Poaceae. Bases 228 to 1496 code for a protein of 422 amino acids. The record is from RefSeq and is a predicted model, not a curated record.